AUGAAUCCACUUACCUCCAUCCUCUCUUGUCUCACCGGCCAAAGCGCUGUAUCUCAAUCAUUACCACCAGUCAGCGAGGUUAACACGCGCUCAAAGCUCAUCACCACCCAACCAGUCCCUUACUCUGACGACGCAGCCUCCCAAUUCGUCUCCAUCCUGCAAACCCACACCGGUACCCAAGCUCAACUUCACAACCGUCUUGAACAAGUAGUUUCCACUGCAGGCUGGACGUCAAGCCUCGCCGAAGCCAUCGAGCGCAAGAUCGAGAACCUCUUAAAAGAUGGCGCAGAGCUCGCCAAGCCCAUGGCUGAAGCUGUAAAAAGAGCUACAAACACAGCCUGGGAGUUUGCGAAAGAACAUCCUGUCUACGCUGGUUUGAUCGCAGCCGGUACGAUUAUCGCUAUUGGUAUUCUGGUGGAGUUUGAGCUUGUUUGGGUGCUGAGAGCGCUGGGGUUCGAUGAGAUUGGACCGAGAGUUGGGAGCUUUGCGGCGAGAUGGAUGAGGAGCCUUGAGAAGGUGCCCAGAGGAUCUAUUUACUCGUAUCUUCAGAGGUUGGGGAUGAAGAUUGCGAAGUGAAGGCGGGUAUUGAGAUGGGGAGAAUUGAGUAAUACCCGUAACUGCCAAGUCGGUUUAGUGGAAGCAUAUCCUUUUCACUGAUCAGUCAAUUUAACAGGCAGUCAUUUCCAUAGAAGCGACAUCUGGUAUUCAAUUCAUUGGUUGCUGAGAAUAUGGCGCCGU
Molecule: messenger RNA, 738 nt
Organism: Fusarium verticillioides 7600
Lineage: Eukaryota; Fungi; Ascomycota; Sordariomycetes; Hypocreales; Nectriaceae
Exons: 2
Coding region: 1-576 (191 amino acids)
Source: RefSeq, a predicted model, not a curated record